GUUUUUAGAGAGCGGCGCCGUUUCAGACUGGAAUGGAAGCUGGCGAUUUCCCCCAUAUUUUGAUAGUUUAAUCCGUGAAUGGCGCCGAAACAGGACCCGAAGCCUAAAUUUCAAGAAGGUGAAAGAGUGCUGUGUUUUCAUGGGCCAUUGCUCUACGAAGCUAAGUGUGUUAAGAUAAACAUCAAGGAAAAACAAAUAAAAUACUUUAUUCAUUACAGUGGGUGGAAUAAGAACUGGGACGAAUGGGUUCCUGAAAGCAGAGUUCUGAAGUAUGUGGACAGUAAUCUGCAGAAACAAAAAGAGCUUCAGAGGGCCAAUCAAGACCAUUAUGUAGAAGGAAGAAUGAGGGGUGCUGCACCGAAUAAGAAGUUGCCUGCUCCACCGCAGAAAAAUGAAGUGAAAACCAAAAAGAACAAACUGAAGACUCCUGGACCAGGAGAAGGGACAAGUUCAGGAGGAGACCCGACACACCCUCCGCGGAAGAAAAGGGCACGUGUUGACCCAACAGUUGAAAGUGAGGAGACCUUUAUUAAUCGAGUGGAGGUUAAAGUAAAAAUCCCAGAGGAGCUUAAACCGUGGCUUGUGGAUGACUGGGACCUGAUUACGCGUCAAAAACAGCUUUUCCAUUUACCUGCCAAAAAAAAUGUUGACACAGUCCUUGAAGAUUAUGCAAACUACAAGAAAUCUAGAGGAAACUCUGACAGCAAGGAGUUUGCUGUGAAUGAGGUGGUUGCUGGUAUCCGGGAGUAUUUCAACGUUAUGCUGGGGACACAACUCCUCUACAAAUUUGAGAGACCGCAGUACGCAGACAUCCUGGCCAACCACCCAGAUACAUCCAUUUCUCAGAUCUACGGCGCUCCACAUCUACUCAGACUCUUUGUGAGAAUCGGAGCUAUGCUGGCGUACACUCCGCUGGACGAGAAGAGCCUUGCACUCCUGCUCAGUUAUCUGCAAGACUUCCUCAAGUAUCUUGUAAAGAACUCUGCAUCACUAUUCAAUGCAAGUGACUAUGAAGUUGCCCCUCCAGAGUACCACCGCAAGGCAGUUUAAGGGUUUUCAAUUUUCAAGUGUCUCGAUGUUUGGAGACGACAUUCUUACCUGUGGAAAGGAUGCGAUUUCACAAACGGCCCUUUUUGGAGAGCGGAUAGUGCGAGAUCUGUUGAUUUAUUAAGGAAGGAUCAGAGCAAGAUGUCACACUAAUCCCUGGACAAAUUAAAUUUUCUUUCAUGUGGAAAGCUGCUGAGUACGCUCUUCCUCUAUUGGUAUGUUUUUCAGUACCACAUUUGAGUUUCUAUGAUGCUUGUUUUGCCUGGUGUUUUCCAAGAUCUGUUGAUUUUGUUUUCUGUUCAGAUGCUGGCUAAAUUUGUCUCUUUGGCUGUCAUCGUUUUUCUAAUAAAAAAUCUUUCACUCUC
Molecule: messenger RNA, 1412 nt
Organism: Solea senegalensis (Senegalese sole)
Lineage: Eukaryota; Metazoa; Chordata; Actinopteri; Pleuronectiformes; Soleidae
Gene: morf4l1
Product: mortality factor 4 like 1
Exons: 12
Coding region: 79-1050 (323 amino acids)
Biological process (GO): chromatin organization; regulation of DNA-templated transcription
Cellular component (GO): NuA4 histone acetyltransferase complex; nucleus
Source: RefSeq, a predicted model, not a curated record